This is a messenger RNA of Rhopilema esculentum, 3888 nucleotides long. The record is from RefSeq and is a predicted model, not a curated record. Lineage: Eukaryota; Metazoa; Cnidaria; Scyphozoa; Rhizostomeae; Rhizostomatidae.
CAGAAAUUCAGAGUGCACAACAAAAUUGGAUAGUUGAUGCACAAGCACUUAUUCCCAAGGAUCACAGAUACAAACAGUUAUGUACCAAUCUAGAAUUGAUCAAGCAAAAAAACAUUUUGAGGUGUAAGGGAAGGCUAGGAAACUCAAACUUUGAGUUUGAAGGGAAAUUUCCUAUUCUUUUACCGAAAGAAAGUAAGAUCACAGAGUUAACUGUUUGUUCUUGUCAUGAAAUUGUUAUGCAUAAUGGUCUGAAGUCGACAUUAGCAGAAAUUCGUUGCAAAUAUUGGAUUCCACAAGGAAGGCAGACAGUUAAGAAAAUUUUAAGGAAUUGCAUUACCUGGUAGAAAAGCUCAAAGUAAAUCUUAUUCCGUUCCACCAGUAGCAGAUUUGCCAGACUUUAGGGUCCAGAGGACGCCACCUUUUCAGAAUUUUGGGAUAGAUUUUGCUUGUCCGUUAUACCAUAAGACAAAAUCUUCGACUAUGGAAAAGUUCUAUGUUGUAUUGUAUGUUGGCUGUACUUCAAGGGCAUUGCACUUAGAUUUGAUAGACGAUUUGUCAGGGCCAACAUUCAUUCUCAGUCUGCGAAGAUUUACUGCGCAUAGAGGAACACCACAUCUGAUAAACUCAGAUAAUGCUAAGACAUUCAAGUUUACACAUAAAUUCUUGCUUAAACUCGCACAAGAUCAUUUAGUUUUUCUUUUUUACAAGCCAGAAGGAUAAAUUGGAGAUUUAACCUUGAAAGGUCACCUUGGUGGGGAGGCCAUUUUGAAAGAUUAGUUGGUAGCGUUAAGAGAAGUUUAAGAGAGACUCUAGGGAAUUCCAGGUUAACGUUUGAUGAGUUAAAGGGGAAGUUCGGUCUAAAAUGAAAUUUGGCUAUAUUGCUGUAAAUAUAACAGAAGGCUUUGUUGUGAAUUGUUUUUGCUCUUACCUCUCAUUUUACUCUGUUAUUCCACGAAAACUGUCUCCUAAAAUCGCCUUGCGAUAGACCGCCAUCUUCAACUCUCACGAGGAUAAUGUUGUUGUUGCCUUUGACGUCAUCACAUUCAGAACAUGAGAGUGACUCAAGUGUAAGCUAUGGUGAAAGUUAAUUGAUUCGGAAGGUUUCGGAUUGAGAAAGAACUUUUCUCGAAAUCGGACCGUAUUUAAAGAUUUUUUGUUCAAAAUGCUGAACUGUGGUGCAUUUGGGUGCACAAAUCGCUCGAGUCAUAAUAAAGAAUUGACGUUUCAUCAGAUACCAGGGGAAGGUCGCAACAAGCAACUCAGAAAAAUGUGGCUAACGAACAUACGUCGUGCUGGUGAAUUACCGAAAGACAAGAGUUUUUAUAUUUCCUCGGAACACUUUGCCGAAGACUGCUAUGAAAGAGAUUUUAAGGUAACUAAAUUUUUAAUUAAUACGCUAAUGCUAUUUUCUACGGGUUUUAGUAAUCGUCAGAAGUUUCGCCAGAAAUUCUGCAAAAAUAAUUUGGGUACCUCUAAGUAGCUGUAUCAUUGUAUGAAAUAAACGAUUUGUUAGAUAAAAAUAAGAUGAAAACGGCUUAUCAAUGCCUCAAACGAGCAAAAAUAAAACCACCAAUUCUAAUCUAUUUUCUCAGUUAGUUUCAUUUCAAAAAGCUUACUUGAAUGCGCGAGAUUUUUUUCUAGGGCUGAAAAUAUUGUAUUACAAAAUGAAAGGGGUAAAGCAUUUACAGGAGUGACAGAAAACAUAUCUAAUACAAACAAAAACAGCACAUAUAACAUGUUUUGCCAUAACCACUGCCAACUUCGUGUUAGCGAUGACGACUAUUAUGAGUAAUUCUUCUAUUGAUAUUGAGUCAUGAUGAAUUUCCUUUUUGCUCUGCCUGCUGCAUGGGCGUCGUGAACGCCUUGUCUGUUUGGUAAGCCGAACACAAAUUGCAAGAGGUGUAUCCAAUUUUGGGCAUGAGGGAUUAAAAUCUGAAAUAUCUCAUGCAGUGAAAUAAAUGAAAUACAAGCACGUGAUAGGGCUGCGCUUAAUAAAAGGAGAAGAAGAUGAAUUUUGAAUUGCUUAAAUUCAAAUUUUUCUUUAAAUUCGAAUUGAAUAAUAUUUUGUUUUAUGAAAAAAUACUUUCCAGAAGAACUGAUGGAAAACAAGCCAGGUGCAAAAAAACUAAAGGCAGAUGCAAUCCCUACAAUCUUUGUAUUUAGGGAAUCGACAAAAAAGAGGAAAAAUUCCAUAGAGCGGGCUGCAAGGGAAGAAAAACGCAGACUUCUGGAUGCUGCAUGUGCUUCAACGUCUCCCAAUGACCUUGAUGAAACGAUUGCCAAAAGCGUCUCCAUUCAAACGGAGUCUGAAAAAUUUCUGGAAAAAAGCGUCGGUUAUACAGUAAAUAUGGUACACAAGAAAGUUGGUACCUUCACCACAAUGGUAAGCGUGGGAACCCAGUGUUGUGACCGUCAAAGUUCAACUGGCCCCGAAAGGAGAGAUGUGGCAGUAAACACAGAAGAAAUGGCAGGAUUUGAUGAUUCUACCGCUUAUGUCCCAUCCUGCAGUGAGUCAGGGGGUGAGACCGAUUCCUUCAAAGAUGCCAAUUUUUCUUUCCACAGCGACGAAAAUGAAUCAUUUACGGAGGCUAGUGACGAAACUGAUGACGAGGAGCUAGGCAACGAGCAACCAAGCCACGACACAAAAUUUGUUGUGUUUUGGUCAUGCUUGCUUCCAUUGCUGCAAAUUUGCUCAACUUGCUUUACGACUAUGACUUUACGGAAAAUUAUACGCAGCGGGGUCAUGGUAAAAGUUGAACGAAUUUGCAGCAAUAGCCACAAAACAUCAUGGUACUCCACUCCGAGAAUACGUGGGAUGUCUCUGGGGAAUCUUGAAUUGUCAGCUUCCAUACUUUAUACCGGCAGUAUUUUCACAAGAAUCCAAGAGAUGAUGUCACUAUGCAACAUAUCGUUUUUAGGUCGCACAAGCUAUCACGCUAUACAAAAACAAAUACUUUUCCCAACUGUCAAUGACUUUUACGAAAACGCUAGAAAACAGCCUAUUUCCUUAGUGGAUGGUCCUGUAGCCUUAGCAGGGGACGGUAGAUGUGAUUCGCCAGGUUUUUCUGCAAAGUAUGGUACAUAUACUGUGAUGGACACAAACACCAUGAAAAUUUUAGACUUUUCCGUUGUCCAUGUAGGAACUGUCUCGAGUUCUAACGCAAUGGAAAAGCAGGGUUUGAAAAAUUGCCUUCAAGCUCUAGAGAAUCAAGGGAUGAGUGUGGCAUCGUUAACUACUGAUCGUCAUCAGCAAAUCAAGGCAUACAUGAAAAACGAAAAGAGUAACAUUAAUCAUCAGUUUGAUAUUUGGCAUGUAAGUAAAAAUAUUAAAAAGAAAUUAGUUUUGCUAGCAAAAAAGAAAGGCGCUUCAGAUUUGAAUGGUUGGAUGAAAUCAAUUAUAAAUCACUUUUGGUGGUCUUGUGCGACAUGCAACAAAGAUCCUUAUAUUCUUCACGAAAAAUGGUGAAGUAUCUUAUACCAUAUAAGGAACAUACACAGAUGGGAAGAUGCAACCAUUUAUAAACGGUGUGCACAUGCAAAGCUAUCCAAAAGAGACAGAUUGGAAAAAAUUUGGUUAAUAGAAGGUUCGCCUGCUUAUGUCGCACUCGAAUCGGUCAUUAAGGACAAAUUCCUGUUAAGAGAUUUAAGGUAUUUAACUGAAUUUAGUCACACAGUGCAAAUCGAGGUAUAUCAUUCCCUUUACAAUAAAUAUUGUCCCAAAAGGCUGCAUUUUGGUUUCGAAGGAAUGAUUGCUAGGUCGGAACUUGCAGUAUUGGAACAUAAUGCUGGGACAGAAUGUAGACAUGCCAAAACUCGGGAAGAUGAAUAUCGGCACAAGUUGUCGUUUUCAAAAGUAACGCAAAACUGGGUAGUAAAAAAAAUUCCCGA